CAUUGUUGUUCACCUUUAGAACCCGUGGAGUGCAAAUUGACGAAGGAUGGAGACGAAUAUGUUGGGAUUAUGAACGAAGUGGCAAAUGUUGAGAUCAGGCCAAUGAAGUGCCAAUCUUGGUUGAGUCAGGCGACCAACAAACAAGUCCCAAUGCCGAGCCUGGAAAAAUUCCCUGACUCAGCUAUAGACAGCAGUCACAACUACUGUCGCAAUCCGAACCGAAAUCCGGACGGUCCAUGGUGCUACGCAGAAACAUCUAAUGGCAAUGGAUGGCAAUAUUGCGAAGUCCCCUUCUGUUUUCAAGCAUAUGAACGUUCUGCUGUCAAUGGUGACCCGGCAGUAGGAUACCCAGAAUGUCUGCAGACGGAAAUGGGGAAGGAAUACGUGGGGACGGUUAGGAAGACAGAGACAGGGAAGUCCUGUCUCAAGUGGAGUUCCAUGACAUCGUUUUUCGAAUUCUUCAGAAACACCCUGGGCUUUGAUCAGAUGAUAGGUUUUGAUGGUCAUUUCCGAUAUGGGACGCCUGCUUUGCAUGAGAACUUCUGCAGAAACCCGACAUUGAAGGAGCGACCAUGGUGUUUCGUCAAAAGCUCGGGAGAAUGGGAGUUUUGCAACAUCUCCCUCUGCCUCAACUACCCAAAACCCAUGGAGUGCAAAUUGACGAAGUAUGGAGACGAAUAUGUUGGGAUUAUGAACGAAGAGGCAAAUGUUGAGAUCAGGCCAAUGAAGUGCCAAUCUUGGUUGAGUCAGGCAACCAACAAAGAAGUCCCAAUGCCGAGCCUGGAGAAAUUCCCUGACCCAGCUAUAGACAGCAGUCACAACUACUGUCGCAAUCCGAACCGAAAUCCGAACGGUCCAUGGUGCUACGCAGAAACAUCCAAUGGCAAUGGAUGGCAAUAUUGCGAAGUCCCCUUCUGUUUUCAAGCAUAUGAACGUUCUGCUGUCAAUGGUGACCCGGCAGUAGGAUACCCAGAAUGUCUGCAGACGGAAAUGGGGAAGGAAUACGUGGGGACGGUUAGGAAGACAGAGACAGGGAAGUCCUGUCUCAAGUGGAGUUCCAUGACAUCGUUUUUCGAAUUCUUCAGAAACACCCUGGGCUUUGAUCAGAUGAUAGGUUUUGAUGGUCAUUUCCGAUUUGGGACGCCUGCUUUGCAUGAGGACUUCUGCAGAAACCCGACAUUGAAGGAGCGACCAUGGUGUUUCGUUAAAAGCUCGGGAGAAUGGGAGUUUUGCAACAUCUCCCUCUGCCUCAACUACCCAAACAAGACAGAAUGCAGAUGGACGAAGGAGGGAGAGGAAUACGCAGGAACUCGCAACGUGACGUUGUCCCGGAAACAAUGCCUGUCUUGGAGCUUCUCCAGUUUCUAUAUUGAUUUGUGGCCAAGAUUCCCAGAGGACGUGAGGAACAUCAAUCACAACUUCUGUCGCAAUCCGUUUAGUGCAGGGGCGCCCUUUUGCUUGGUUGCUCAUGAAGAGUUUGAAGACUGUGAUAUCCCUUUCUGCACUUUUCACUACCUCCACUGA
Molecule: messenger RNA, 1524 nt
Organism: Darwinula stevensoni
Lineage: Eukaryota; Metazoa; Arthropoda; Ostracoda; Podocopida; Darwinulidae
Source: the annotation of a GenBank genome assembly